Spirodela intermedia is the source of this 3894-nucleotide messenger RNA. NCBI's taxonomy places the organism in Eukaryota, Viridiplantae, Streptophyta, Magnoliopsida, Alismatales, Araceae. The record is from the annotation of a GenBank genome assembly.
AUGGGCAAGGUGAAGUCAAUCACCUCUCUCCACUGUGCAACUUUGUGCCUGCUGCUGUUCUUGCUAUCUCAGCGUUUUGGUGUUGGAGAAGCUCGUCUGGUAGAUCUCUCAAAAACUUUUUUGUUUCCUCCUCUUCUUGGCUAGUGAUUUUCCAUGGGGCAAUAUCCAAAGCGAUUAUCAUUUUAAACUUGUUCUUUAAUUACAUGCAGCAAUUUUCAAGUCAUCUAAUGGAUGUUGAUUAUUUUUUGGUCAUACAGUGUUUACCAGUAAUUAUUUGCAAUGUUUUUGUUAAACUCAGAGGGCGUAGUUUAUUUUUUUAUGAAGACUGUAAACUUUCUGGUUUUUUUUGCACUUUGGUAAACUUAAUAUGUACAACCUUCUGUGGAAGCCAAUUUAUUCUUGGCCAGUGUUACCCUUGAUGGUGUUUCUUUAAUAAAUUUCUUAUAAUUUUGCUCAAUGGAUCCUGAUGCUACCCUAGUGAAGAAUAGCGAAAAUAGCAAAAAACAUAGAGUCACAGACUGGCACCGCACAAGGGUCCUUUUAUGAUUAUAGCUGUUGCCGUUUUAGGAAGGAUUGACAAAAUAAUGUUGUUAUCUUUGGGGGUAGCAUCCUCUUUGGGAAAUAACCUGUUUCUUGACGAUUUUUUCUGGAUUAAUUUCUAGGCUUCUCGAUUCUUCUGUUAACUUUACCCUUUUUAUCUUAUUGUACUAAAUUAAUAAAUAGUUUUGAAGUAGAAGUUUAACUAUGUUAAAUAUUUAAUUUUAAUGUGUUAAUGACAUAUAAUGUUAUGUGGUUAGUGGCAGAGGUCCUCCGACAUAGAACCCUUUUCUUCACAUCUUUGUUGUAAACGUAAUGAUUCUAGAAACACACUGCCUCUUGAGGAAUUGCUUUUAUAAACUAUCUUGAAAACAUUCGGAAUAGACUUAUGAUUAAUUUGAAAUGUUUAAAAGCCUGCUCUUAUCUCAGAACCAGGAAAAACAGAUUAAAUCUUUGUCAAUCUCUGAAUCUUGCCGGUUUUGGACUCAAUUGGCCCGAUUUGAAGUCUUGCCGGUCCACAGAUUAGAACUCAAGGAUGUUGGUCCUGAACUUAAUGACAUUUUAUUACGUUUGCUGAACACUCGUCCUUUUUCAUGACUGAUUACUUUAUAGACAAAAAACCGUCAGAUAUUAAGAUUCUGUCCAUUUUUGUUAUUCUCUUGUUUGGCUGACCAAUUUGUUGAUACUUUGACUUACUACUGUUUGUUGUCUGUUCUAGGAACUUGAAGGAGUUGAAGCCAGAAGGUGAUGUAUAUUUACCGUAUAUAUUGCAAUCAUAGGUAGCAUGUGAAAAGCUAGCCAGGAUUAUGUGAUCUUAUUCAUCGACUGCCAGGACUCUAUAGAAUCAGCCUUCAGCUUGAAAGAAGUUCAUCCAUGUUGCAUGUCUUUGUAUUGAGUUGAUGGGCCAUUUUUUUACCGGUAGACUACAAUUAGGUAUAAUACCUUUUUAAACUAUUUUUUAUGUAGCCACUAGAAUUAAAAUCUGAUGCCCUGGAUAGUCUUGCAAUGUCAUCUCAUUUUCCUAUGCACCAGAUUGUAUUAAAUACUGUCUUUUCUGGAUUUCUGCAUUACUGAAGACUAAGAUUCGGUUUCAUUCAGAACUUCAGAGAGUGGUCCUGAGAUUCACUGCUCAAGAGAAAGAAGCAGAGCAGCUUGGAAGAUCAUUGAGGAGGUAUACAUGCUUCUUUGAUCCCUGAAGUCAAAUUUGAGUUGAUGUUUUGUAGCGUUAUUUCAUAUUGUUUCAUAAUUUUCAUACUGUGUGGUACCGUUUCAUAGCAUUAUCCUUCUACUGUUUAGAUUCCUAUAUUAAAUUAUAAAAUUUUGUUGCAGUACCUGAUGCCCUUUGUCGAUGAACACAAGUAUCAAAUUUCGAGUAAGUGUCGGCUUCACCCUAGCAAUGACAUGUUUAGAGAACAAGAGGCGCACAAAAUCCAUGUGGAUGUAAACGAAUGGCGCUGUGGAUUCUGCCAGAAGCGAUUCCGUGCAGAGAAGUAUCUUGACAUGCAUUUUGAUAACCGCCAUUACAAUCUACUCAAUGAUGUACGCCAGCUACUUUGGUGUGAAAUGUUCAUGAUAAUUUAUUUAUUCUUCAGUGUAUUAACUUUGGUUCUUUACUGUGUGAAUCUUUCAUAAUCAUUUAUUUAAUUUCGCGAUACCAUUACAUGUCAAAAUAUUUCAUAAUCAUUUAUUUACGUCACACAAUAUAGCUAUUACUUUUUAUUCAAAAGGGCUACUUUUUCCCUUUUUUUUUUUUUCCUAUUAUUAUUUUUUUCUGAUUAUGGCACGUUGGUUUUAGGCAAUCAGCAUGAUUUCCACCUUCUCUGGCAUUCCUACCCCUAUUCAUGUGAUGAUUCUUCUCCCCAAAUGCAAUUGGUUUAUGGGUUUGUAAUCGUUGAGCCUAAGUGCUCUCUGUCCAAUUCGAAAUCUUUACCAAGAAUUUUCUCGUUGAGUUUCCCUUAUAUAAAUCUUCCGCUUACCCUCCCAUUGAUGAUGUUUAAUUACGCCAUUCCUUGAAGAAACUGAGAGGAAAGCCAGCCACAGUCCCAGAGACAAUAAUUUCAAAGGUUAAUCCAGUGCUCAGCAAGAUUUGUUAAUUUUUAUGCCAUAUAGGCAAUUAAUAGGUACGCAUUGAUGCGCAAUAGUUAGAAGAUUUUCUUGUGGGAAAAAACUUAGAAAACUAAAAGAACUAUCCUCUUAGCUCUCAAUCAUGAAGUGUUCCAUGAGCUUCCAGGGAAUCAAGUAUUCAUUUCUUUCUGUGAAUCUCACAUGACGUAUAGCAUCUUGUACCCACUCUUCGAGCACAUUAACCUUUUUUUUCGGCAGCCCUUCCUUGAAACUGAGAUUGCAGUUGCUUGAAUCAUUCUUGGUGUUCUUCCUCUUUGCUGUUGAUAUUUUUUUUUCUUUUGGUGCAAUCUAAUCAAUUCUCUCUGAUUGUAGACUCAAGGACCAUGCUUGGCUGACUUAUGCGGUGCAUUGCAUUGUGACCAAGUGAUGGAGUCCAAGAAACCCAAGACUAAAUGUAACCCAGCCGCUGUUGCAAGAAAUCGCCAUCUCUGUGAGGUUCAGUGUCAUUUCCUUGUGCUUGGGCGUCACUAAAUCGUUCAUUUAUGGGUUUUUUUCUCCUGAUUCAGUAUAAUCUAUUGAAUACAACUUGAGAGGGCAAGAAAUAUACCCACGAAACAAAUUUCUACCAAUUUAAGCCGUCCAAGAAUUGAUUUUCUCUUGGAGAAAAAUGCCAGUAAAACCUCUAGCUUUUGCAUUAUUCCCAUACAUUUUCUAAAUAUUCCUUCUGGUUCAAUGCAGAGCCUUGCUGAUAGCUGUUUCCCCGUCAACCAGGGCUCCACAGCCAGCCGUCUUCAUGGUAUCUCCAGCCCCAAGAGCAUUUUUCUUUCAUCUCUCACUCCCUUUGAUUCUAAGUACUACAUGCAUUUCCUAUGCUGGAUAUCAGAAUUCUUCCUACGCCAGUUCUGUGAUUCUCACACUUGCAGUGGAGGGCACAAACCCUUCUCCAGGGGAGGCAGAGUAAGAUCACCAAGCCCUUUGUUCACAUACCCUUCUGACUUGAACGAUUUCAACUCAUUUCUCUCUCUCUCUCUCCCGCAGAAGCAGAGCAGCGUACUCUACCUCGCCGUCUGCAUUCUCCUGGUGCUUCUUCUUCCUCUGUUCUACCUCCUCGUGUUCCUCAGCAGAAGGUCGUCCAUCUACCUCUGAAGAUGAUAUCAUUCCAGUUCCCCUGUUCCCAUCUUGACCAAGUAACUUUUCUUGACGCGCCCAUGUCUUCUUCUGUUCUUCUUCAGAGAGAUGAAGGAUGGGGUUCAAGUCCUGAAGCGUAUCACCAAAGCGAAGCAAAAGAAAUAG